AUAGUGUUGUAUAGAAAUGAGUGAAAGUGAAGAAGAGAGUAUGUUAGUAAGUUAUAUAAGAUUUAUAAUUAGUCAGAAGAUAUAGAAUAAGAUGAGGAAGAGUAAUAUGCAUAAAAAGAAGUAUGAUUAAUUUAGGAUCAUAAAUAGUUAUUGCGAAUUGAUGAUUUAAAGAGAGAUUAAGAAAAGUUUUUGUAUAAAUUAAGUUGUGAGAAGCCAUUGAAAAAGAGUAGUACGUUAAGAGAAGAAAUAAAGGAUUAAUAAGUAAGUGAUAAAUUAUCAAUAUUAUUUGAUGAAGUGGAGGAAGAAAUGGAUAGUUUGAUUUCAAAAGCUCAAUAAUAUGUGUAAUACAUAAAUAAGAAGUAAGGGGAAGAGAACUGUAGUUUUCCAAAUACAUAUUUGAAGACUUAGCCAAGUAUUUUGAAAAAAGGAAAUUUGACAGUCCAUUAAUUAUAAGGAUUGAAUUGGUUGAUUGGAAUGUAAGAAGCAGGAUUAAAUGGUAUAUUAGCAGAUUAAAUGGGAUUGGGUAAAACAAUAUAGACAAUUGCACUUUUUGGUUUUAUGAAGUAGUUCAAGAAUAUAUCUGGACCACAUUUAAUAGUAGGUCCAUUAAGUACAGUAUCUAAUUGGGAAAGAGAGAUUUCAGAAUGGUUACCAAAAUGUAGAGUAUUGAAAAUGAUGGCAACAUAAGAAUGGAGACAGGAUUUUAACAAUUAUCAAUAAACAAAGGAAUAUGAUGUUAUUGUAGCAUCAUAUGAAUGUGUAAUUAAUAAUGAAAGAAUACUUAAAAGAUAUAGAUAUGAAUACUUAGUUAUAGAUGAAGCACAUAAAUUGAAGAAUGAAGAGAGUUUAUUCUUUACAACAUUAAAAAGACUUAGUUCUAGAUUUAGGCUGUUAUUGACAGGUACUCCUUUAUAAAACAAUCCUCAUGAAUUAUGGAGUUUGUUGAACUAUUUAAUGCCUUAACUCUUUGCAUCAAGUGAAGCAUUUGAUUAAUGGUUCAAUAUCAAUAGACUUAUCUCAGAAAAAGAAAUCUUAUAAGAAAAAUUUGAGAAAAGAAAUUUAAAUAUGAUAGACAAGGCUAAAUCUAUUAUUUAAGCAUUUAUGUUAAGAAGAACUAAAUAAGAAGUAGAUUUAGGUAUUCCACCUAAAAAGGAAAUCCAUCUUUAUGUUCAGUUGACACCUUUAUAAAAGACUCAUUAUAGAAAUAUUAUUUUAAACAAAAAAGUUGUUGGAAUUGCAACCUAAAAAUCAUUAAUGAAUAUUUUAAUUCAAUUGAGAAAAAUCUGUUAACAUCUAUACAUGUUUCCAGAAUUAGAAGAUAGAGAUUUACCAUCUUUGGGAGAACAUAUAAUCGAAAAUUCAGGAAAACUAAAAGUUUUAGAUAUGUUUUUAAAAAAACUAUUUAAUGAAAAUCAUAAAGUCUUAUUGUUCUCUUAAUUUACAACUUUAUUAGAUAUUUUAGAAGAUUAUUUAAAUUAUAGAAAAUAUAAAUAUUGUAGAUUAGAUGGCAGUACACCUAUUGAAGUGAGGGAUGAAAAUAUUAGAAAUUUUCAGAAACCAAAUUCAGAUUUGUUUAUAUUUUUAUUGUCUACUAGAGCUGGAGGUUUAGGAAUUAAUUUAACAGCAGCAGAUACUGUUAUUAUUUAUGAUAGCGAUUUUAAUCCUUAAAUAGAUCAAUAAGCUAUGGAUAGAGCUCAUAGAAUUGGAUAAACUAAAAAUGUUAUGGUUUAUAGAUUGAUAUGUAAAUCUACUGUUGAAGAAAAGAUUAUUGAAAGAUAAUAAAUUAAAUUAAGAUGGGAAUAAAUGGUUAUUGAUAAAGGACAUUCUUAAAUGGUUGGAAUUAUGAAUAAAAAAGAAGAUUUAAAAAGUAUUGCUACUUAUGGAGCUAGUUAAAUUUUGAAAGAUGAACCAUAUACUGAAGAAGAUAUUGAAACUCUAUUGAAAAGAGGAGAAGAACUUACAGAAUAAUUAAAUUAAUAAAUUGAUAAAAAAUUUAAAGUUAUCUAAGAUAAAAUUGAUAAAGUAGAAUUAGGAGUUAAAACUAUUAAAGUUUUUGAUUUCUUUAAAGAUCCUAAUAAUGAAAAAGAUAUUUAAGUAAUAGAAUAAUAAAUUAAAUUAAAUUAAGUCAAUAAAUAAGCUGAAUAAUCAAAUAAAAGUGAAGUAUUACCAUUGUUUUCUAAAUUCUGUUCUGAAGUUGAUGUCGAAGCGUAUAAAUUCUAUUCUGAUCCAUAAUAGUAUAAGGAAUUGAUGUAAAGAGAUGAAAAUGCUAAACUUUAUGAACUAUAUAAAUAAAAGUAAUUAGAUUUUCAAUUAGAUAUUGAAAUACUACCUUUAACUUAAAUGGAAGAGAAAUAAUUAAAUAAAUUAAAACAAAAUAGCUUUGAAUGGAGUUAAAAGGAAUUUGAUUUAUUCUUACAAUCUUGUAUAAAAUAUGGUCGAAAAGAUUUAUUCAAUAUUUCUCAAUGUUUGGGUAAAACGCAGAAAGAAGUUUAAUAAUAUAUGAAAGUUUUUAAUUAAAGAUACGAAGAAAUACCAGACAUUAAUAAAUAUAUGAUUAAAAUUGAAAAGACUGAAUAAUAAUUGGAAUAAGAAUAAGAGUAUUCUGAUCUUCUAGUAUAAUAUAUCAAAAUUUAUGAUGAUCCAUUGUUUGAAAUGAAUUUUAAUUAAAUUUAUAAAAAUACCUAUUUCACUUUAGAGAGUGAUUAACUAAUUGUAUAUGCAGCAUAUAUUGAAGGAUUUGGAAAAUGGGAUUAAAUAUAAAAAUACAUUGUAAAUCACGAGUUUAGCUUUUUUAAUAAUUAUUUAAGGUUUCUAUAUUAUUUAUUAUUAUAAUAGAUCCUUAAGUAAAAAGUCAAUAAAAUUAAGAUUACUGUUCUUAUUAAAGAGCGUAAAAAAAAUAGUUGAUUCUAAGAAUUAAAAAGCUAAGAAAUUAGAAUAAAUGAAGAUUAAGUAAAAUGAGGAAGCAAAAGAGUAAGAUAGCAUGAAACAAUCAAAAUCAAGAUCGAAUUCAAAAAAUAAGAAGAAAAAAAAAAGUAAAUCAGUAAGAAGAGUGACUUAAUCGAAAAAGAAGAAAACAAAGAGCCCCAAACCUAUAAGUAGUGUGAAAUCAAAAUCAAUAGAUAAAUCCAUAAAAUAAAUGGGCAAAUAAAUACUGAAAAAAUGAC
Messenger RNA from Paramecium sonneborni, 3164 nucleotides. NCBI's taxonomy places the organism in Eukaryota, Ciliophora, Oligohymenophorea, Peniculida, Parameciidae. The record is from the annotation of a GenBank genome assembly.